AUGUCGGCACAAAACACCCCUGGAAGGAGAUCCGUCUCGCCGCAGCCUCCCGCCUUUUUCUCACCACCAUCUGACCCGGGCUAUGUCUCGCCAGAACCCGCCGCGCAGGAAAUCUAUGGCGACAUAUAUCUCCCCACUGACCCAGCUGAUACGAGGUCAGUUCGAGAGGCUGAACUCAGAAACGCCAACAAGUGGGAAGAAGUGCGCCAGUUGGAACGACAGGUAUUUGAAGAGCACCAGCGGACGCUAGGCCAGGAGAACGCCGAGACCAUCAGUGCAGCGUAUGAGAUCGCCUACACGGCGAAUGACACGGGUCAUUCUCUAGACUGCGAAAGAUGGACCGGCUGGGCGCUUCAAGUCGGCAGCAAAUUCUUGAACCCCAAACAUCCCCUGAUCCUGAAGCUCAACAGGCUCGAGGGCGAGAUCCUCACGGACAAGGGCGACUGGGAGGACGCCGAAAACAUCUUGGCCAACACUCUAGUCAACCAACAGGAUGCCCUCGGUCCCAACCACCUCGAUACUCUCACAACCGAGCGUGCUCUCGGGGUGGUAUGCCAUGCUCUCAAGCGCCCAGAAGAGGCCCAAAACAGGCUGCAGCACCGUCUCGCAGCCCUCUCCGAAGUGCUGGGCGAGAACCACGUCCUGGUAGUGUCGGCAGUGAUUGACCUGGUCGAGAUCAGCACCCCCUCGCCAGACGCAGACCCUUAUGGUCUCGAAAAGACAAAUCCCAAAGUGAUCUCUGCCGAAGUCGGCAUCCGAAACCUCUACAAUAAGCUCAGGCAGUCGGUCGGUCCCACCAACCGGGUCACCCUCCGCGCGCUGAGGAACCACGGCAAGCUCAAGAUCCUGCUGGGUGAUAUCACCGAGGCCGGCGACUUGCUACGUCGAGCCAAGUCCCAGACGGAGGAGACGCUCGGGCCAGACCACCCCGAUACCAUGGCCGCGGUGGUGGCCAUGGCGAUACUCUACGCCAAGACAGGCACCCCACGGCCUGGUGUCUUCCCGGCUGCGUCAAGGCCCUGGAUGGAGCUUUACCUCAAGUGGCUGGAGCCGAGGAAAGGACUCAAGGUUGCAGAGGUCCAGAAUGCGCUCGCCAUGCUGGGCAUGUCGUACGUGAAGGAUAGCCUGUGGCUAGAAGCCGAAAUGUGCUUUGAGAAGCUGGUGAUGGCGUAUCAAGGGACGAAGAAGCAGGGGAGUACAGAGGCCCAGCAGGCGAGCAUGUGGCUUGAGACGUGUAGGAUGACCACGCGUACCAUGGGGGUCGCGAGGAACAGGGGGUAUGGGGGAGGUGGGAAUGGCGGUAACGGGGGAAGGGGAGGCGGUGGUGGGGGAGAUCUUGCCAACCUGCUGGCCACGUUGGGGCUUGGGAGAAAUAGGUGA
Messenger RNA from Podospora anserina S mat+, 1380 nucleotides. RefSeq lists its product as uncharacterized. The transcript has a single exon. Bases 1 to 1380 code for a protein of 459 amino acids. Gene Ontology annotation, molecular function: protein binding. The record is from RefSeq and is a predicted model, not a curated record. NCBI's taxonomy places the organism in Eukaryota, Fungi, Ascomycota, Sordariomycetes, Sordariales, Podosporaceae.